Molecule: messenger RNA, 795 nt
Organism: Aspergillus clavatus NRRL 1
Lineage: Eukaryota; Fungi; Ascomycota; Eurotiomycetes; Eurotiales; Aspergillaceae
Product: cytochrome c oxidase assembly protein COX14
Exons: 2
Coding region: 1-795 (264 amino acids)
Source: RefSeq, a predicted model, not a curated record
AUGUCCCGAUCCGCCGCCGACGCGACAAGGUUCACGGCCACAGGGCCCUACGCCAGCUCCAAGCCCGGUGCGGCACCGUACAAGCUCCCCGGCUUUAUGGCAGACGCCAAGAGCAGCACAGCACAGGGUCCCGGAGGGAACCCAGAGACCCCGAAGGAGAAAGUUGAGCGGUUGCGAGCUCAGGCACGGGCGGCUCGGCUGGCCCAAUCGACCUCCCGCAUGGACCAGUUCAUCGAUGUAGGGCGCAGAUUCGCGAACAAGGCUCACAAGGUGAUGGUUUACAGUUUGAUCACCGCGUCAGGCAUUUGCGGUGCUCUCACGAUCUACUCUAUGGUAUCCUUGACGCUAUACAACCGUCGUCAGCGGGUAUUGUGGGUUGAGAAGGAACUGCAGAGGCUGCAGGAUGCAAAGGUGGCCUAUGCCAGCGGAUCAGCAACACAGGAGCAACUCGAGAUGAUCAAGAACGAGGAAAUCGGUGAGAUCUUCAAGCGGAAGAAGGAGGAGGAGAAGGCGCAGAAGCCAUGGAACAAGGCCAAGGCUUAUCUGUUUGGGGGAUUGAAGACGGACGAGCUCUCGUCCGAGUCAACGCCCAAGAUCGAGGGCGCUGCUGACAACAAGAUUGGAGUGUUAGAGGCGCUUAAUGCAAAGGCCCUGGAGGAUGCCAAACUCAAUGCCCCUGCCCACGUACCUGCGCCACCAGCACAGCAAGGACAGCUCGAUGUUCUUGCUGAGAACGUCGAGACAGCUGCGAAGCAAACAACACGAAGCUGGACGAGUUGGUUGACCGGACGAUGA